Messenger RNA from Lytechinus pictus (painted urchin), 5071 nucleotides. Its product is annotated as sushi, nidogen and EGF-like domain-containing protein 1. Gene Ontology annotation, molecular function: lysozyme activity. Bases 177 to 1379 code for a protein of 400 amino acids. Gene Ontology annotation, biological process: cell-matrix adhesion. The record is from RefSeq and is a predicted model, not a curated record. Lineage: Eukaryota; Metazoa; Echinodermata; Echinoidea; Temnopleuroida; Toxopneustidae. The transcript has 7 exons.
AUAUUCAUGAUAAUGAUGACAUCAGAGACUGGUUAAGGAUAAUAAUCAUUUUUCGAGGCGAGGAUCGUCACUUAGGCUUAGGUCGUCAGAAAGAUUACUCGUGAUUAUCGUAACUUUAUCAUUGAAUCCGAUAUCAUAUACUUGACGUUUUGAUAGAUUUCAUUCUUAAAUUCAAGAUGAACAGAAAGGGGAAGCUUCUCCUUUGCUUCACCAUUUUGAUACUUUCCAAGGAUCUUCAGACAGCAGAUGCAAGUUCUGCGCUCCCAACUCCUGUUUCACCCGACUGUCUAGCGUGUAUCUGCAAGGUCGAAUCCGGGUGUACAAUUCCUGAUCCUGUUUGUCGUGAUGAUGUUGGCUCACUAUCAUGCGGCCCAUACCAGAUAAAAGAAGCAUACUGGAGUGAUGCGCUGUUAAGAGGAGGUGAACUCAUGGGCUCUUGGAUGGAAUGCACAGCUGAAUUUGAAUGCAGUGAGCAGGCGGUACAGGGCUACAUGGCGCGUUAUGCUACUUCCCAACGCCUCGAACGCCAACCAACUUGUCAAGAUUUUGCCCGUAUACACAAUGGCGGUCCAAAUGGCUAUAAGAAAGAUGCUACCUCGGAAUAUUGGGAAACAGCUUUGAGAAGAUAUGAAGAGUGCCGACGUGCAGCAGAUAUUUUCUUCCCAUUCGGAUCAAGUGAAGCAGACGAAUCUCUUCCUGCAAAUGAUGAUGGUUCCACAGCCGAGCUACGGAUUGCCGUAGUCUUCCCAUUCUUCGAUCAAGACCAUACCAGUCUCUUUGUGAACAACAACGGUGUAAUCUCCUUCUUGUCGAGUGUUUCUCAAUACACUCCAAAUCCGUUUCCUCUCGGCCGACUACUUUUGACACCAUUCUGGGCAGAUGUCGACACGAGGAAUGGUGGCAGUGUAUUUUAUCGGGAAGUCUUACGAUUGCCUGAGAACGGUGGCUUGUUCGGUGAAGCCGAUAAUGUCAUCAGAGCAACCUUUGAUGAUAUGAAUGAUUUUGUAUCGUCGUGGAUGUACAUCGCAACUUGGGACAGUGUGGCUUUCUUCGGUGCAUCUGAUACCUCAAUUAGGAAUUCCUUUCAGGCUGUGCUUGUAACCGAUGGCCGAUUUUCCUUUGCCAUCUUCAACUAUGGAGAUAUCAACUGGACCACUGGAACUGCAAGUGGUGGCAAUAGCUUCACAGGUCUUGGUGGCACCCCAGCUCAGGUUGGAUUCAAUGCUGGUGACGGCGAGAAUUAUUACAGUGUCAGCGGAUCUAGGACCAAUUCCAUUGUCGAUAUUGAAACAACAUCAAACAUAGGUCUACCAGGCAGAUGGGUCUUCAGGAUUGACUCAGAGAUCCGGGGACAAGCAGGUACAUCUUCCGGUGUGUAGAACUUAAUUAACGGUUCUAAUUACAUGAAUUAAAUAAUUCACUGGCGGAAAUCCGAGGGGAUAGGGAUAUAUUUGUUUGUUUGUUUUAUUUUUAUUUCUGCGUUCACAAUACAUUAUCACAAAUAUUUACAUUGUUUGUAAUAUACAAAAUAAUUCAUAAUGCAUACAAUAUAAACAUAAUACAUAAUUUGAAGGGAAAAAAUGGUGUGGGCAUAUACUUCACAUUUUGAUAAUAAAAAAGGAACAUUAACAAAAUUUAAUGAACGCAGGAGACCGCCAUCGUGAGCGGUUAAGCUUGUAAUUGAUGGCGGCCUCAUAAAAAGGGUUCGUGACUAUGAUUGGUAUAAUUACUGAACAAGUGGGUGCAAUGCAGGUGCAGGUGCGGGUGCAGAAGAUAGCUGUAGAAUUUAUAUUUUUUAUUUAAUUUAUAGUGGUAAAUGAGGAUUAAUUUGAAGGUUGGGAUGAAUAAGAUCGAAUUAUAUUUCUUUUAAAAGUUGAUUUUAAAGAGUAUAAAGUGGAACAAGAUUUAAUAUUUUCUGCAAGAUUAUUCCAAAUGUCUGGACCAUGAUGUCGAAUUGAUUUAGAGGUAAUUAACAGUCUGGGGUUUGUGAGAUGAAAGUUUCCAGAUGUAUGAGUUGGGUAGGUAUGGACAGAAAUAUUGAACUUAAACAUAUCAUCAAAAGACGAAGGGAGUAGAUUAUUAAUAUACUUAAACAUAAUGAUAGCUACUUGAAGAGUAUACAAGUCGGCAACUUUUAGUGUUUUCUGUUUGAAAAAUAAUGGAUCAGUGUGAGCCAAGUAAUGAGAUCCUGUACAAAUGCGAAUAACUCUCUUUUGUAAUUUGAAAAUAGAAGUCAGCUUUGUUGAGCCACAAUUAGCCCAAACAACGUUCCAAUAAGUAAUAUACGGGAGUACUAAGGAAUUGUACAAUAGGAAUAAAGUUUUAAGAGGCAAAAUAAAUUUUAACUUAGAAAUAAUUCCAAUGCUUCUCGAAAUACACAUUGUAAUAUGGUGCAGAUGCUCAUUUCAAGAUAAAGCUUCAUCUAUGAUAACCCCUAAAAAUUUAGAUUGAGUUUUCCGUUCUAAUGACUUGCCGUCAAUCUGUAGGUGAAAUUGAGUGUUAGAAAUAUGAAAGUGAUGUUUAAAAUAUAUGUAAUGAGUUUUUUGUGUGUUCAAAGAUAAUUUGUUAGCUUUGAACCACUGUGAUACUUUGUUUAUUUCAUGAUUUAAAAUAUUGUAUAAGGAAGUGGGAUUUGUAUGAGAAAAAAAAAUAUUUGUGUCGUCAGCGAAUAAUACAAAAGAUAAAAUGGAUGAUGUAUUAAUAAUGUCAUUGAUAUAUAGUAAAAAUAAUAGUGGGCCUAAUAUGGAGCCUUGAGGGACACCACAACAAACUAAAAGUGAGUCAGAGUUAUAACCAUUAAAUGCGACGUAUUGUUUUCGAUUUCUUAAGUAAUGUUUAAACCAAAGGAGGGAUUGACCUCGUACGCCAUAAUAAUUAAGUUUUGAGAGUAGAAUGUCGUGAUUAAGUGUAUCAAAUGCCUUACUAAGGUCACAAAAUAUGCCAAUGACAUGUUCUUUGUUAGCGAUGGCGUUUGUAAUUUUAUCAUAGAUUUGGAUUAAAGCCAAGUUUGUUGAGUAAUUUUUCCUAAAGCCAUAUUGAUUAGAAUUUAGCAGAUUGUGUUUGCUGAUGAAUUUAUAAAGUCUGUUAUAUACUAUUUUUUCUAAGAUUUUUGAUAUAGUUGGGAGAAGAGAAAUGGGGCGAUAACUAUUAAUUUCAUGAGGAUUGUCUUUUUUAAAAAUUCGAUUGACUUUGGCGAUUUUGAAUAAGUAAGGAAAAACUCCUUGUGACAAUGAUUUAUUAAAAAUGUUUCUAAGAGGAUUAGCAAGUGGGUGAAUUAUUUCUUUUAAAAGAGACAUACUAAUUCUAUCAUGUCCAUGCGAUUUUGAACUGUUAAGAGACCGUGUAAUAUUGAUAAUUUCAGUUGGGUCCGUAGGGUUAAAAAAUAUAGAGUGUGGAUUAGGUUCGGGGAGAUAGUCGGUAAAACGCGCAUUAGGGCUAUUAAUUUUGCUUGAAAGUUCGGGUCCGAUAUUUGUGAAAAAUGAAUUAAAUGAAUUUGCAUGAAGGGAAGAGUCAAUUUUAAAACCGUUAAGAGUCAUAUUAUCAGUAGGAGGGGAAUCUGUCUUUGUUCCCAUUACCUCUUUAAUGAUUUUCCAAGUUGCAUUAGUGUUUGAACUGGCAUUCUUUAUUCUAUUAGCGUAAUACAUUUUACGUGAUAUAUGAAUUAAUUUUGUCAAUUUGUUUCGAUAUACUUUAUAUGUUUUUAAGUUAGCUUCGGACGGUUUGUGUAAAUGUGACUUGUAAAGGCGAUUACAUGUAUUGAUUUCAAUAUACCUUUUGUUAUCCAGGGAUGUUUGGGGGUCUUUUUUCGAUUAUUUUUCAUUCUACCUAUGGGGAUAUUCUUAUCGUAAUAAUGUUGUAAUUUAUCAUUAAAGCGAUUAUAAGAUGUGUUUGCUCCAACUUCAUUAUAGACAUCCUCCCAUUCCUCAAUUGCUAAGUCUUGUUUCAAUAAUUCAAUAUUACGUUUAGAUUCUCUUCUAUGUGUAUGUUGGUUAAAUGUUUUGAGGUGUGGUAGUUUUAAAUCACAAGUUAGAAAUAUUGGUAAGUGGUCUGAAACUUCAGAGCAUAGAAUUCCUCCUAUCAUUUUGUUGUUCAUGUUAUGUACGUUGGAAAAAAUGUUGUCAAUUUGAGUUGAUGAAUUUUGGUUGAUUCUAGUGGGAUUAUUUAUGAAUGAAUUGAAGCCGAAUGAGUACAUUAGUUUCAUGAAAUGGUUUGAUUUAUUAUUGUCGAUAAUUCAAUAUUACGUUUAGAUUCUCUUCUAUGUGUAUGUUGGUUAAAUGUUUUGAGGUGUGGUAGUUUUAAAUCACAAGUUAGAAAUAUUGGUAAGUGGUCUGAAACUUCAGAGCAUAGAAUUCCUCCUAUCAUUUUGUUGUUCAUGUUAUGUACGUUGGAAAAAAUGUUGUCAAUUUGAGUUGAUGAAUUUUGGUUGAUUCUAGUGGGAUUACUUAUGAAUGAAUUGAAGCCGAAUGAGUACAUUAGUUUCAUGAAAUCGUUUGAUUUAUUAUUGUCGAUUGAGGGUAAGAAAUUGAUAUUAAAAUCACCAAUAAUAAAACAGUUUUUAUUUUCAUUACUUAUUAUAUGGAGAUAUUGCUCUGUUUCCUCAUAAAAUGAAUCAAAAUUAAAACCUGGUGGUCUAUAAAUUAAACCUAUGACGACAUUUUUAAAUUCUUUGUUUUCAAUUUCAAUAAACAAAGAUUCAGCAUGUAAAAGUUUCACGUCUGAACGGAUCUUAAAUUUCAGUUUUUCGGCAAUAUAGAAGGCUACCCCUCCGCCUCUUUUCCCUUUGCGGUCUGCCCUAAUCAGCUUAUAAUCUGGUAAAUUAAACAAAUCUGGGGAAUUUUCGUGUAACCAUGUCUCGCUAAUACCAAUAACAGAAAAUUUAAAAUUGUUUAACGUGUGUAAGAGAUUUUCAAAAUAUUCGAAGUUUCUAUUCAGACUUCUUAAAUUUGCAUGUAAAAGAGAAAUAUCAUCACGAUUAUUAUUAAAUAUGUUGUUAAAUUCUUGAGGUGUGUAAUAUUUACUGUUGUGUGAAUUUUAUAUUAAAUUAUCAGGAAUAAAAGAGAGUGAAUCCAUC